AAUGACUUCAAGUAACCAUGUUGCCAUUGCUCGUCUGGCAGAGCAAGCUGAAAGGUAUAAUGAUAUGUCCUUUGAGAUGAGGAAACACAUUGAAGCGCUUAAUGGAGACAUCUCAGAGGAUGACCGAAACCUGUUCUCAGUCGCUUAUAAGAAUGUUGUUGGACAAAGGAGGUCAUCUUGGAGAGCCAUGUGUGGUAUCGAAAAAAAGCUCAACGAAAGCGAUGCUAAAUUAGCUCAAGUAAAAAAUUACAAGGAGAAAAUCGAAGCAGAGUUAACAGAUCUUUGUAAUGAAGUCUUGAGGAUUCUUGAUGACCUUUUAAUACCAAAUGCCAGUGAAAGUAAAGAGAAAGUGUUUUACAUGAAAAUGAAAGGAGAUUAUUUACGAUAUCUUGCUGAAAUUCAGAAGGAGUCUGAUGAAAAGGACAGCAUAAAUAAUGCUAGGCAAGUGUAUCAGGAUGCAUGGGAUAUUUCUGAGAAAGAGUUGGAAUCCACACAUCCUAUCCACCUGGGCCUUGCUCUCAACUUCUCUGUGUACUACUUUGAAAUUCUAGAUGACAAGGUCAAAGCAUGUGAUCUUGCAAAGAAAGCAUUUGAUGAUGCAAUCAGUAUGCUUGAUAAUCUGAAGGAGGAAUCGUACAAGGACAGCACGUUAAUCAUGCAGUUGUUAAGAGACAAUCUUACCCUCUGGAGUGCAGAUGGAGAAGAUGAGGAUGAAAAUCAAUAAGGCUUGUAAUUACGAUAAUUCUCACUUAGGACAUAGAUAUGAACCGUUGUGAACUUUGCUGGCUAUUUCAUAUGAGUGAAUCAGGAAUUUUCCAGAAGAAAUUGAUUUGAAAUGAUUUUUUGUGUUACAGUAAAACCAUAUUUAUUAUAUAACAUGUAAUUGAAUUGCAUCAUGUAUUUUAGGUCUAGAAGUUAAUAUUCGUUUUGUUAUUGUAUGUGCUCAUUUUCAACUGUCAUUAAAGUAUUUGUUGGUUUAUUAUCAAAUUCUAAGCUUAUAUUUGUAGUUCAUUUGGUUACCAAUUCGGUAAGUUUAGAAUUAAACAUAAAUUUAUACUCACUUGGCACAGCCCUGGAGGUGAUUUAAUUAUCUUUGUACUUAUUUAAUCGAUCUUAAUCUGUCUGCUGUCAUCAUGUUCGCAAUUAUGUAGACUGUAGAGGAGGAAUGUAAGGAAUAUAAUGUUUUUCACAUUGUUCCUAAUUCUCGAACUCACUUUGCCUUGAUAUCUGUAAAUAAUGCAAUAUAGAAAUAUUUGAAGAGUUCUUGUUUUAGGAGCAUAUUGCAUACUUAAAUCUACAACAAUCACCUGUGUUUUCUGAACAGUCUACUUGAACCUAAUCCAGAUAUACAUUUGGCCGCCAGAAUACAGAAAAUUAUCGAGAUGUUUAAGUUUAAAAUUCAUCUCAUUUGAAAAUUUCUUAUGUUUUACCAAGUGAAUUUUGUUAAUGGCUAUGUAUGAUAUUUUUGACAAUUUUCACCUAAGGAUCAAGGAACUAAGAAAAAAGCAUUUAUUUUAACUGUUUUAGACCUUCAGUAUCUUGAAGUGGGCAUGGCCCUUGAAAAGAUGGUUUAUAUUUUAUUCAUCAACUAGAUACAUUUAUUUUCAAAUCGCUAUGUUUGUAUUUAUGGUUGCCUUGGUGAUGAUCUUUAUUUUGGGACUAGAUGGCAACUGUUAGAAUCCCAUAUUAAGUAAAAUUAAAGUCAUUUUCGACCCGGCUGCAUACAUUGUUUUCAAGACUAUUUCUGUAUUGCUUAGAAUUUGUAAUUUUGGUAUUCUGUUCGAUACAAAAGAAAGGUAUUUAAUUUAAGUUGAUAUAUUACCAUUUGUCAAGAUCAAAUAAAUUGGCACAUAUUUAGUCGACAGUGUAGCAUGCUUCGUAUCACAUCUUGUAUUAUGUUGUGUUUUGUUGUGUUUUCAGCAAUUAAUUAUUUACAUGUUUUUGUUUUGCCAUAC
This is a messenger RNA of Bolinopsis microptera, 1955 nucleotides long. Its product is annotated as 14-3-3 protein beta/alpha-like. The coding region runs from base 2 to 724 and encodes 240 amino acids. Gene Ontology annotation, biological process: intracellular protein localization; signal transduction. Gene Ontology annotation, cellular component: cytoplasm. The record is from RefSeq and is a predicted model, not a curated record. NCBI's taxonomy places the organism in Eukaryota, Metazoa, Ctenophora, Tentaculata, Lobata, Bolinopsidae. The transcript has a single exon.